AUGACCGCGGUCCAGAAGUUGAGGGCAAUGUUGGCGGAUCCGGAAAAGUUCAUUGCGUGCCCUGGAGUGUAUGAUGGCUUCACAGCGCGGAUAGCGCUGCAGGAAGGCGUCGACUGUCUGUAUAUGACCGGUGCAGGUACUACGAUGGGCAGAUUGGGUGUGGCAGACAUGGGUAUCGCGACGAUGAACGACAUGCGCGCCAACGCCGAGAUGAUUGCCAACCUCGACCCCAGCGUACCCCUGAUCGCAGAUGCAGACACGGGUUACGGAGGCCCCAUCAUGGUUGGCCGAACAGUGGCGCAGUACAUCCGUUCUGGCGUCGCUGGACUGCAUCUUGAAGACCAAGUCACCCACAAGCGCUGCGGCCACCUGAAGGGCAAGCAGCUGGUCGACAUCUCCGAGUAUGCCUCAAAAAUCAAGGCCGCAGCCAUGGCCCGCGAGAAGCACGGCGACAUCGUCAUCAUCGCACGAACCGAUGCUCUCCAAGGGUAUGGCUACGACGAAGCUAUCAAGCGCCUGCGAGCCGCAAUUGCAGAGGGCGCUGAUGCGUGUUUCCUGGAAGGUGUCACAACCCGUGAAGACGCUGAGCGAGCAUGCAAAGAACUUGCGCCGACACCGUGUCUGUUCAACAACGUUCCCGGCGGCGUCUCGCCAGACUUCGGCGUCAAAGAGUGCAAAGAGAUAGGAUACAAGCUCGCCAUCUUCCCGUGCCUGGCAUUUGAGAUGGUGUACCCUGCCGUAAGGAGGGCUGUCCAGCAGCUGAAGACUCUGGGCAACGUAAAGCCUGCAGAGGAGGGCGGAAGGAGAUACGGACCUAAGGAGCUGUUCCAGGUCUGCGGUCUGGAUGACUUGGUAGAGUUUGACCAAGCAGCUGGUGGUACUUCGUACACUAAAGGAGCAUGA
Macroventuria anomochaeta is the source of this 903-nucleotide messenger RNA. Its product is annotated as carboxyvinyl-carboxyphosphonate phosphorylmutase. The record is from RefSeq and is a predicted model, not a curated record. Gene Ontology annotation, molecular function: catalytic activity. Bases 1 to 903 code for a protein of 300 amino acids. The transcript has 2 exons. Lineage: Eukaryota; Fungi; Ascomycota; Dothideomycetes; Pleosporales; Didymellaceae.